AAUCGAAUCAAAUCGAAUCAAAUCGAAUCAAAUCGAAUCGGAUCGAAGGAUGAAGUUCAAUCGAAUGAGUCGAGUCGAUCGAUUUAUUCGAUUCAUUCAACCGUUGCACUACAUGUACUGCGGACGGAACGUACGAUGCAACAGCGCAGUGACAACAACAAAGAUCCAUCGCCAGAUCUGUUCGGUCUUGUGUUGUCGUUGCUGCUUUGCCUCGUGUCACUCCGACCCAGCAAGCAAGAAAGAAAACAAGCCAUCGUUUAGAGAUUCCUCAUUAUUAUUCAGAGGAGGAAAACCAUGAAGAUUUCAGCCAUCUCGUCGUUGUUGCUGUUGGCCAACACCGUCCAUGGUCAUUUGCGUGCUGUGGAUAGUUGCUCGGGUGCCACUUCGAAAGCGACUUGUCAAAAGACAAAGGAUGAAGAUUCCAAUGCGUGUGUCUGGUGUGAAUCUCGAGCUGUGUCCAGUGGUUGCUUCUCCAAGGAACAGUCCGAACAACUUCCUCCUUCGGUCUUUCAAUGCGAGUCGCCGAAUGACCAAGAUGAGAAUGUCUUGAAAGAUGAGGAAUUGGGAUUGACUCGCACAUCGUUCAACUUUGUCGAGGAAGAAGAUGUCACCCACAGCUUGUUGCACAAGGUUCACGAGGCCGGAGAUGACGCCAUUUGUGAUGGAUCGUCCAAGAGUAUCAGUGGAUACAUGGAUAUCAAAGGAAGCAAAUAUGACGAGAACAAUGAUAAGCACCUAUUUUUCUGGAUGUUUGAAAAGCGCCCUUCCAAGGAAGAGGAUGUAGUAGACGAUGCCGAAGUCCCAUUCAUUGUCUGGUUGACUGGUGGACCUGGCUGCUCUUCCACUCUGGCUCUCUUGACCGAAAAUGGACCCUGCUCAGUCAAUGACGAUGGUGCCACCACAAAGGUCAACCCCUACAGUUGGUCCGAAGCUGCCAAUGUUUUGUGGUUGGAUCAACCUGCCGGAGUGGGAUUUUCCUACGGGGAAGAAAAUGACAGCAACGAAGCCAUGAUCAGUGAGGAUGCCUACUUCUUCUUGCAGGCUUUCUUCCAGACGUAUCCUCAGUAUGCCCGCAAGGAUCCAUUCUUGUACAUUGUCGGGGAGUCGUAUGGAGGACACUACGCACCGGCGAUUGCCCACCGCGUCUGGCAAGGAAAUCAAAUGCUUGCCGAGAAGGAUGGAGACAGCACUUUCGUCAAGCUGCCUCUGGGUGGAUUGGGUAUUGGAAAUGGUCUUACGGACCCCGAAGUUCAGUAUGCCUACUACCCCCAAAUGGUAUUCAACAAUAGCCACCACAUCAAGGUCGUCGACGAGGCCACAUACGAAACAAUGAAAGCAGUGGUGCCGAAAUGCCAAAAGCUCAUUCAUCAAUGCAACAAGGGGGACAACGCCAUUGACAACUUUGCCUGUCAGACUGCCUUUGUCGUCUGCAACAUGGGAUUGACCAGCCCUUACCAAAUGACCGGACUCAACCCCUACGAUAUCCGCAAAAAGUGUGAAAAACCACCUCUCUGCUACGACUUUUCUGCCACUUCCGAUUGGCUCAACAAGCAGUCCACCAUGAAGGCGUUGGGCGUGGACACUUCUCAUGUGCACCGUUGGGAUUCGUGCAACUUUGGUAUCAACAUGAAGUUCCACACUGAUUGGAUGAAGGAUUUCAGUCCCUUUGUUUUGGAUUUGUUGGACAAGGCUGGCGUCCCCGUUUUGAUUUAUGCUGGCGAUGUCGACUUUAUCUGCAACUAUUUGGGCAAUCAAGCCUGGAGUGUUGGAUUGCCUUGGAGCGGCGCGGAAGGGUUUCAAAAGGCCACCCCCACUGAAUGGAAGGGAGCAGGACUUGCCCGUGUCAACCCCGAUGACAAGAAGUUCACAUUCUUGCAAGUGUACGACGCGGGACACAUGGUGCCAUCUGAUCAGCCCAAGGUUGCCCUUGAUAUGAUCAAAACCUUUGUCAAUGGAGAUGCCUUCGCCUAGGUUAUUUAUUUCAUCCACAGUUCAAAAUACAUGAUACCUAUCGAAGCCGAAGACAGAAUGCCGACGGAAGGAAGAAGAAAAGAACUGAGAAGUUGGGACGAUCGGGCUCGGUGCUUCGAUGAUAAGGAUAAAGGGUCUACUAGCUAGCUAGUUUGCCUUCUCUAUUAAACUUUGACUCGACUCAUCAUUCUAGUCUAGCUAGCUAGCAAGAGCUCAGCCGCUGCUCUUGUCCCUCCGAACGGUAUCCAGAAGGCCAUAUCGGUACCGGCACGGAUGCGCACACCUUCGUCCAAUCAUACAUGUAGAGUGCACCCGCUGCUCUGGUCCUACUAGUUAGUACAUUGCAGCCAGAAAUGCAUCUCGGUGCCAAGCUUUGAUUCUAGCUAGCUAGAGUGCCCACCGAAGGCAUCAUUGAAACAAUAUUGGUCCUCUCUGGCUACCGCGGAAAGCCUAUCUGCUGUCAGUAGUAAAUUCUGUAACAUGCAUUAGUA
Seminavis robusta is the source of this 2462-nucleotide messenger RNA. The record is from the annotation of a GenBank genome assembly. Lineage: Eukaryota; Bacillariophyta; Bacillariophyceae; Naviculales; Naviculaceae.